CAGGUGCGGAGAGGGGCCUGUUAUGGGGAGGGGGUAACCGGAGGGGGAGAGGGGGCUCGAUCCGCGAGGCAGCGUUCAGACACAGUGCAGGAAUCAUGGCGGAUGGCCCCAGGUGCCAGCGCAGAAAACAGACACAGCCACGACGCAACAACGUGAGGAGUUUUAGCAGUGUGCCAGAGGCAACUUCAGAUUCAGAUGAUGAAGACAAACUGCACAUUGCAGAGGAGGACAGCAUUGCUGACGAUCCCGACCUAAAGUCCUCAGUAUUCCAGCUCGAAGCAGCACAGCAGCUCUCUGAAACAUGCACACAGGACGAUGGCAGCCUGGGGCCAGAUACUUUAAUAGAAGAAAUAAGGGUCAAAGAGGAGUGUGUCACUGAUGAGGAAGAGGGUGCUGAUGAUGAAGUGGACGAUGAGGAAAAGCAGACGGAAACAGAGCACGUUUACUCAGACGUCCCAGAGGAGCAUCAGAGAACGCCAGAGCGAGGGGUCCACGAUGAGAACGGUACUCCUGAUGCAUUCCCGCAGCUGCACACCUGUCCGCACUGUUCCCGCGGUUACAAGCGUCACACAUCGCUCAAGGAGCACAUUAAACUACGCCAUGAGAAGAGUGAGGACAACUACUGCUGCUCCCUCUGUAGCUACACCUUCACCUACCGCACGCAGCUCGUCCGUCACAUGACCGCACACAGACACGUCCGGGAGCAGCGGACUAUUACUCAGUCAGGCGGAAACAGAAAGUUCAAGUGUACAGAAUGCUCCAAGGCCUUCAAAUACAAACAUCACCUAAAGGAGCACCUACGCAUACACAGCGGUGAGAAGCCAUAUGAGUGCUCUAACUGUCAGAAGCGUUUCUCACACUCGGGGUCCUACAGCUCUCACAUCAGCAGUAAGAAGUGUGCGAGUGUGACCCCUGCGGUCAACGGCCUUCCUCGCACACCUGGAGUGAAAACGGCUCUUACUGUUUCUCGCCCCACACACAUCCUUCUAAGGGAGAAGACGGACAUUACCAACAAGCCUCUACAAGAGCAGCUCCCCCUGAAACAGAUCAAACAGGAGCCUGUCGAGCAGCAACCCAAACCUGCGCCAGCAACACCCAUUAUAGCCGCCGCCACUACCAAUGGAGUCGUGGCUCCACAAGGCGUUGUCCAGACACUGGUCCUGCCCACUGUUGGGCUUGUCCAGCCAAUCAGCAUCAACCUAAGCGACUUACAAAAUGCGCUUAAUGCAGCAAUGGAAGGGAAUGUUAUCAGGCAGGUGUUGACUAGCACCAAUGCAAACGGAGCAAACGCUAAAAUCGUAGGUCAAGUGCCGGCGCAGGCGCAAGCUGUCGUGUUACAGCCACAGCAGGCGCAGCCGCAGGUGAUCUCUGCCAUCUCUCUGCCGGUUUUGGGACAAGACGGAAAUGCCAAAAUUAUCAUCAACUACAACCCCCAGCUGGAUUCACAACUCAAGGCAGUAAAAGUGAACACAACACAGCCCACAGCAACACAAACCAGUACGGCGCAGGCAAAAUCUACAGUGUCCGACAUCGUACAGCCAAAUGUGGUGCAGUUUCAGUCGGUGCAGUCCAACUCGACUGAAACCCAAACAUCAUGUCCCCCGAAACCUACACAUGUAAACAUCAUUAAACCAGUCCAAGCUGGAAACCUCAGCAAACCGGCGUCUAUCAUCAAGAUAACGCCUGCACAGGCUGCCAGGCUGGUUCAAGCUCGGGCGGCACAACCAAAGCUCACCCAGCAAACUUUACUGCUGGUGAGAAGGGCAGAUGGGACGCAGAGCCUCGUGGUUCGACAGAUACCUGUCACCAAUUCCAACACGAAGAGCACUGAGACUAAAUCAUCCCCGGAGAAGACUACAAACACUCCUCCAGCGGAAGAGGAGGAGACAACUGAAAAUACAGGUUCGCUGGAGGAUAAAUGUGAAAAACAAAACCUGACAGCACCACCAGAAAUCAAAAUCAAAACCGAACCGGCCUCUCCGUCCAAGAUCGAGCCCGAAAUGCAGAGUGAGGAUGACAAAGAGAUGCAGACAGAUGAAAAUCAAGAAGGAGGGAAGCAAACAACAGUGACAACUGAGCCGGUCGUACACUCUGGAACAGUUCACUGUGGAGUCACCUGUGGAGAUAACUUCCACAAUUACGCAACGUGUCUGCUUUGCGACAGCUCCCUGGGCAAGCGUAAGCCUUCGGACUGUGAAGACAGUGAUGCCAAAGGGUCGCCCACAACUAUAUCUCUCUCCUCUCUACUGGAUAAGGAUAAGAGUGGAGCGGCAGAACGUCUCCUUCCUCUUCUGAAGGCCUACAGUCAGAACCCAGAGCCUAGCGAGGAGCAGCUGUCUCAGGUGGCCAAGACAGUCCGGUUACCUCUAGAGGCGGUCAUCAAGUGGUACCAGAAGAUGCGCUCCAAGAGGAUACUGCUCCAGGCUGCAGGCAACCUGAAAGAAAACAACCAAGAGAAAACUACACCAUCUGCUGUGCCUGAAGGAAUGAGCCCUACUCAAGACACUUGCACUCCCACUCAACCCCUUGAUGGCACUUCGUUGGACUCCCAAAAUGGAAGCGCCGCUUCACCCGCCUCCCCUCCAGCCAGUGUCUCCCCCGAUGACCUCGUCAUUGUAAAGACCGAAGACAUGGAGGAGGAGCUGCAGUGUGAACCGCUGGAUCUCUCGCUUCCAAAGUCCAGCUCCGCUCAAGCCAGCACCACAACUAAGCUGCCGGUCUCCACCCAAAAGGAACCGCUUAACCUCACCUGCCUCAAGAAGCAACCGCUGCCAGGCAACACCAUCUAUGUGACGCAGGCCGGCACGGGUCCACUAAAAAUUAUGACAACCCCAUUGCCAACACUGGUUGCUAUAGCAGAGCCAGGCGGUGUUUCCUGCAUUGGCACGGCAAUAUCCGGUAACAAACGAACCAUCCUCAUCCCUCAGCUCACCUACACCUACACCACCAACCCCAGCGUCAAAACACCUGACAACUCCCUGACAGACACAAAGGGGACCGUGAUCCUCAACAGCUGUACGAAGGUGGUGGACACCGCUUCGGACUGCGUGUCAGAAGACCAGAAUGAUGAAGACUCACCUCUAAUGAAGAAGAAGAGGAAGACCGUCGGUGGCCAGUACGCCUGCGAUCUGUGUGACAAAGUCUUCCAGAAGAGCAGCUCACUGCUGCGACACAAGUAUGAACACACAGGUAAGCGGCCUCACGAGUGCGCCAUCUGUAAUAAAGCUUUCAAACACAAGCACCACCUGAUCGAGCACUCGCGACUACACUCCGGAGAGAAGCCCUACCAGUGUGACAAGUGCGGGAAGCGCUUCUCUCACUCGGGCUCUUAUUCUCAGCACAUGAACCACAGAUACUCCUACUGCAAGAGAGACACUCAUGAGCUGCCGGAGCAGGUCAGCACCUCCACUCCUCCCUCUCAGCUCGACUCGGACGAGAGAGAGAGCGACGCAGAGGAGGAAGAGGAUUUGACCGCUCUGGACAUGAGCGAUAUCAGAGUGGUGCGAGUGGGAGAGGAAUAUGAGGAUGAGGAGGAGAGCUGUGGAGAGGAAGAGCAGGACCGAGGACGUGAGGAGCAAGAGACAGAGGAAGGAGGAAUGGUGAUGGAGGUGGAUCUCGGAGAUACUGACACUUUGGAGGAAGAAACCGUUGAAACGGAAGAUGCUAUGGAGACGGAGGAGUCAAAGGAAGAGGAAGCAGUUCUCACGAAUAAUGAAGAUAACACCGAGAUGGCAACCGAGGACUGAAGGGUGAACGCACUCAUGUGCGACUAAUGAAAGAGAAAGAAAAAAAAAAGAGAGAGAGACCGAAACUCCAACUCAACUAGACUUCGCAGGACUUCAAAGUUUCAGUUGUUUGGCUUUGUUCUGUUACCGAGCCGCUGAAUUAUGGGUAUGUCGAAUUAUCAGUGUUCAUGUGUUUUUGUUGCUCUGUACAGUCAGAUUUCUAUACCUUUAUAUUUGCCAAUGAAGUUUACGAAAAUCAGUAUUUUAAAGUUUUGAGAAACAAAACUAAAUUCUGCAAUGCAGGUAUAACUGGUUUACUUACGGGGGUGAUUCUCAUGAAAACUGUCAAGAAGGGUCAUAUUUCACUUGAGAAAAAAAAGAAGAAAAUUCUUAUUUUGCAUGAAGACAAUGAAGCCUAUUUUUAAAACCAUCACAGAUAUUUUUUAACGAACAUUUUUAUUGUAACAUUUAAGAACACCUGCAAAUAUGCAUUUAUUUUAAUUCAUGCCAUAAAAUGUUUUACUGAUGCUUAUUUAAAAUGUGUAUAUAUAUAUAUUGUCCAAAUAGAAUGGUUUUUAUUACUGUGAUACAGUAUUAAAUCAACUUAAUUGUGAAAACGCUCAAUCCUUAAAGUAGACUAUUUUCUUAAUGCAAAAUAAAAUAUUUUUCAACUUGAUUUUUUUUAGGCUGAAAUAUGACCUGGACAUUUCUUUGUGAGAUUAACCACAGAUACUUAAUGCCUCAAGUUUAAGAUACCAUUCAGUAUUUUUUCUUGUUAAUCAGGCAAGAUUUUGGUAGCAUUGCCUCAUUUCCCCAUCUGAUUGUUUAUCUGCCUUAUGAAGGAAAUUAAAUUGCACUUCACUAUUAAGAGCUCAUUUAUAAAAAGAAGAAAAAUGAGUUAAUUAUGGUAAUAUUCAUAGGAAUGCUUAUCAUUAAAAAAUUGAAUCGCUUUGAUAGAAUUUAAACUGGUGACUUGUAAUGAACUACUAAACUGAAUGAUAAUUCAAAUCAGUCUCAAAUUCUAUUAUAAUAAGCACUCCAAAAUAUUUGUCAGUAACUGUAAUGUUUUGAAAACAUACUUUUCACGAUCAUGCCAGCAUACUAAAAAAAAAAGUCGGGGAAAAAAAGCGUCAAAAGGCAGUUUCACCUGUUCUUUCAUUGAUCUUUGUGUGGCUUUAUGUUGUAAUGUGUCAGUCUGUGUUCAUAGGAGAUGCUCUAAGGAACUGCACACCCACAGCCUUAUAAAAGACCGCCAAGCUGUAAGUGCCAUUUACAAACAUUAACAUAGUACUCCACAGUCUAGAUUUUAGUCAGCUGACCAAGAAUUUAAAGAUGCAUAAAAAUGUCCACACUGGUCAAGGACACAGCGCAACAUUUGACAAAAAUAUUUCAGUUUCUAACACUGCCCUCAGCUGAAAUCAAAUGGCACACUGUCAAGCUGUUAUAGCUCAUGCUGGUUUUCUCUCUCCAAGCCCACUGUGGUGAAGAAUUGCCUAUUUAACCUUGCUAAAAGAAAAAGAUAAUACUAUAUAAGUAGCACCUCUAAACUAAACCAAAUCAAAUUUAAAAGAUUAAGCAACACUAUGUAAUUUUUUCUUUGUUCAAAAUUUGCUAAAUGUACAUAAUGAGCGAGUACAUCACAAAUUCAUCUACCGCCUUUUUGUUGUAUUCCUGCAUGAAUCGCCAUAGACUUGGAGAAGUAGCUCCGGUUAGAAUGUUCUCCAGCGGGAUGAGUGCAGUUCUGUUUAUUAACCUCUAGAGCGCCAAAAUUUACAUAGUGUUGCUUAAAUCAGGUGAGGAUUUAAAUUCAGUCCAUUUUAUUCAGAAAUCCAAGCUUUUUAUGCUUCACUCUUCUUACAGUAUUCUGUUUGGAAUCAUAUAAUAAUCAAAAACAAAUAGCCUAACCAAGUGAUGAAUAAAAACCAAUAAGAAGCAGGUUAAGGAUUAUUUGAUGCAUGAUGAUGAAAGAAAUGUACUUGAAAUGUAUGAACCACAGGAUUGUAUAGCUUGUAUAGGAGAGCGCAAGACCUCCAACUCAUAUUCAUCAGCAAGUGUUCUCUGUUAUGAAGUUUUCCAACAUGCACAGCCCUAUAGAUGAAACUAAACCUAGCAUCCCAAAGUCAUGCAGAAGGCAAAUACGGACCGUAUGUAAUAAGACUGUGAAGUGCACGAUGAAAGCAGCACUUUGGAAGAGGCGCAUAGGAUUAAAAAUGUUUUAGUUGAUUGUGUCUGAGCAGACCUUACAGUAUUAUUAAUUUCAAUGUAUUUCGAAAUGUUUAUUCUUUUUGUGUUUAUGCAUGUGUAUAUUGUGUAAUACCAUCAGUAUUAUUGUCACUGACAAAUGUUUCAUUUGUAGAACCUUUUAUAUAUGUCUUAUUUUUGUAUUGCUUUAUUUAUUGCGUGUGUGAUACACACUGUAGUUUAACACAAUGUAUUUUAGAAUUAAUCUCAGUGCCACGAAGGAGGUUAAACCCUUAUAUAUAAAGCUGAACUUCACAGUAUUCGUUUUAUAAUUUCAAGUUA
Messenger RNA from Carassius auratus (goldfish), 6248 nucleotides. RefSeq names its product zinc finger E-box-binding homeobox 1-like. Gene Ontology annotation, biological process: regulation of transcription by RNA polymerase II; anatomical structure development. The coding region runs from base 96 to 3746 and encodes 1216 amino acids. The transcript has 11 exons. Gene Ontology annotation, molecular function: RNA polymerase II cis-regulatory region sequence-specific DNA binding; DNA-binding transcription factor activity, RNA polymerase II-specific. The record is from RefSeq and is a predicted model, not a curated record. Lineage: Eukaryota; Metazoa; Chordata; Actinopteri; Cypriniformes; Cyprinidae.